Phycodurus eques (leafy seadragon) is the source of this 10963-nucleotide messenger RNA. Its product is annotated as leucine-rich repeat and immunoglobulin-like domain-containing nogo receptor-interacting protein 3. The coding region runs from base 556 to 2424 and encodes 622 amino acids. The record is from RefSeq and is a predicted model, not a curated record. NCBI's taxonomy places the organism in Eukaryota, Metazoa, Chordata, Actinopteri, Syngnathiformes, Syngnathidae. Gene Ontology annotation, cellular component: plasma membrane. Gene Ontology annotation, molecular function: protein binding. The transcript is spliced from 5 exons.
ACCACCACAUCCUCUCUGAUAACCUCAGACCUGAGCCGAAGGAGGAGCUGGAAGGCACCUUGACCUAUGGACACCCUUCAAGGAGAGGACAAAUCUUAACACCCACCCAUCGCCACCCCUCCACCGCCCGCUUCAUCCUUGUGAACGCUGUCAUUUCUCCCCUUGAUUCAUUCUGCGGACAAGAUAACCAAGAGUGAAGGGGAGGUGUGUGCAGACGAUCCUGCCAGAGGGAGGGAUUGAAGGAGGUUUUGGGGGUGAGAGCGAGGAGGUGUGAGUGGCAGGUGCCGAUGCCAGACUCGCAGAGUGAGAGGGGGGGACGCUGAGGGGGUGGGCACCUGAGGAACUCGGCACGUGCGGCGGCAUUUUGGUAGCCAAGAGAGACGGACGACAGAAAAUACAUUCAUAUACGCGCGCAGCUGGGCAGAUGAGGAGGCAUCAAGGAUCACUGUUCAGUCCUGGCCAUCAAGCAGAGGGCUGAUGGAUCCCCAGAGGACGGACCGUGCAUUGUGCAAGUGACCCUGCCUGCAAUAGGCGAGGAGUCCCAGAACCAGGGCCAUGAUUGGCUCACCUGGCCCUGGUGGGCGUGCCUUAGUGCCAUGGCCGAAGAUGUGGCAGGCGGUCCUGGCUGCUUCGCUGGUUGCCGUCUUAACUUUGACUCUGCCAGGAAGUAGCCAGGCCUGUCCGCCACGCUGCGAGUGCUCGGCUCAGCUGAGGUCGGUGUCGUGUCAGCGGCGGCGGCUCACCAACAUCCCCGAAGGCAUCCCCACUGAGACACAACUCCUGGAUCUCAGCAGGAACCGACUGCGAUGGGUGCAAGCCGGUGAUCUGGCACCGUACCCCCGGCUGGAGGAAGUGGACCUCAGUGAAAACCUCAUCGCCACGUUAGAGCCCAAUUCCUUCGCAAGUCUGCCCAAUCUUAAAGUGCUGAAGUUAAGAAGCAACCAACUGAAGUUAGUGCCCAUGGGGGCCUUCGCCAAACUUGGCAAUCUGACUAGCCUGGACCUGAGUGAGAACAAGAUUGUGAUUCUAUUGGACUACACCUUCCAGGACCUUAAGAGUCUAAAACACCUGGAAGUGGGAGACAAUGAUCUGGUUUAUAUUUCCCACAAGGCAUUCUCAGGGUUGCUGGGACUGGAGGAUCUCACCAUAGCUCGCUGCAACCUGACAUCCAUCUCAGGCCAGACCCUGUCCUACCUGCGCAGCCUGGUCACCCUCCGCCUCUAUCACCUCAGCAUCACGGCUCUUGAGGACCAGAAUUUCAGAAAGCUCUCAAACUUGAGAGGUCUUGACAUCAAUCACUGGCCAUACCUGGAGUACAUUUCACCUCUUAGUUUCCAGGGUCUUGAUCUCCACUGGCUCUCCAUUACAAAUACCAACAUCACCUCUGUCCCCUCUGGUUCUUUCAAAAACAUGGUACAUCUAACCCACCUAAACCUUUCCUACAACCCCAUUACAGCACUGGAGCCUUGGGCAUUCAAAGACUUGCUGAGGUUGAAGGAACUCAUCAUGGUCAGCACAGGGUUGAUGGCAGUGGAGCCCCACGCCCUUGGAGGACUCCGUCAGCUUCGGGUCCUCAACUUCUCAUCAAAUGACCUGCAGACUUUGGAGGAGGGUUCCUUCCACUCUGUUAACAGUCUGGAGACACUCAGAGUGGAUGGGAACCCUCUCAUGUGUGACUGCCGUCUGUUGUGGAUCCUGCAAAGGCGCAAGACCCUCAACUUUGACGGCAGAGUGCCGGUUUGUGCAGGGCCUGUGGAGGUGCAAGGCGUCAGCCUGAGUAGCUUCACUGAUUCUGCACUCUUUGAUCAUUUUACGUGCCAGAAACCUAAAAUUCGCAACCGCAAGCUUCAGCAGGUGACUGCUCGUGAGGGCCAACCCGUGAAUUUCCUCUGCCGUGCCGAAGGAGAACCAGCACCCGCUAUCAUCUGGAUUUCCCCUCAGCGUCGACGGAUCACGACUAAGAGCUCGGGCCGCAUCAUUGUUCUCCCAAGUGGCACCUUGGAGAUCCGCUACGCCCAGCUUACUGACAGCGGAACGUAUAUCUGCAUCGCCAGUAAUGCUGGGGGUAAUGACACCUACUUUGCUACACUCACAGUACGCAGCCAGCCACAAGAUGCUGCCUCAGCCUUUUUCUUCAAUCGCUCACUGUACAGUGGCGAUUUCUUCAAUGACACAAACCUGAACAGCACUCGGGUGUUCCUCAAAUUUACCUUCGACCUGACAACCAUCCUGGUCUCCACAGCAAUGGGUUGCAUCACCUUCCUGGGGGUGGUGCUCUUCUGUUUCUUGCUGUUGUUCGUGUGGAGUCGGGGACGCGGCCAACGUAAGAACAACUUCACAGUGGAGUACUCUUUCCGCAAAUCUGAACCCGCCACCGGUAGCUCUUCAGGAGGGACCAGGAAGUUUAACAUGAAAAUGAUAUGAAACAACGCAGCCAGGGGUCCCUCGGGGGAGGCAUGAGCACGUCUCAAAAACGUGUUUGACACACGCAAACACACACAGCUAUUGAGUCGCACAAAAAUGUUAGAAUAACCAUUAGGCUACUGUCAGUGGCUUCUUUCAACACUGAAUAACUACAUUAAAACAGGAGCCAUGACGUAAUUGGAAUUAAUAUGUAAAAAAAAAAAUAUUCUGUUUAAAAGCAGGCGGCACGGUGGACGACUGGUUAGAGCGUCAGCCUCACAGUUCUGAGGACUGGGGUUCAAUCCCCGGCCCCGUCUGUGUGGAGUUUGCAUGUUCUCCCCGUGCCUGCGUGGGUUUUCUCCGGGCUCUACGGUUUCUUCCCACAUCCCAAAAACAUGCAUGGUAGGUUAAUUGAAAACUCUAAAUUACCCGUAGGUGUGAAUGUGAGUGCAAAUGGUUGUUUGUUUGUUUGUGUCCUGCGAUUGGCUGGCAACCAGUUCAGGGUGCACCCCGCCUCCUGCCCAAUGAUAGCUGGGAUAGGCUCCAGCACACCUGCGACCCUUUUUAGGGUAAUUGGCUCAGAAAAUGGAUGGAUGGAUGUUUAAAAGCAUGCAGUAAGAAGAUACUAAACUGACAGAAAUGGAAGAGCUGUACAUCUUUCACGCUUUAUCUCAAUUACAGAAGUCGUAAAAUUGGCUGAGCUAUGGAAGAAUAGUAGUCUUUUUUCUGGUUUCAUUAAUGGGGGAAUAAAAAGGAACGACUUCUAUGUUAAUUUAAAUUUCCCAUUACUGCUCUUUUGUAGUUGGGUAAUUUAAAAAAGACUUACAUUUAUAGAUAAUUUUUCCCCCUUAAGUAAAGUGUGCCUUAGUAAGAAGCAUGCACUGCAGAUUGAGGCAUACUGUAUGUUGUCUACCCUGACUUCCACAGGGGUUAAAUCCUCUUUCAUGUUACUACUUAUUUAUUGUACAAAAUAAUCUAAGAUUGAUGUAUAUAGACUAUAAAGCGAUAUAAACAACUGAUUGAAGACGCUUUGGAUGAAGAAAAAAAUUAGGAUUUGGUCUUUAUUGGGAUAUUGUGCGACAUUAGCUGUGUGAGUUUGGGACGAGCACACUGGCCCAGAGUUGCCAUGGUGUCCCGUGUCCAUGUAGUUUGGCUUAAAGUCAAGCCUGCUGAACACAGAACACAAUGGCAACCAACACAACCAAUGCAAGAGAGAACACUGGGACUGGGUUGUUUGCCGCGAGAGAGUUUCUGAGUCAAGUAGAAAGGAUGGACGAGGUCAUCUUCCUCCUCUCCGCAGCAUUAAAAGCCAAACCCGUGACCUGCAAUCGACAGGAAAGCGGUGACCUUUUGUCCCAGCUCUCUGCUGCCUUGGUGGACAUCUGACCUUCCAAGCGCUGCCCGGGGGGAGCAGCCUGGAUGGUUGGCACCUAUACUCAGAGGCAGACAGAGGACACGAAGCAGUCUAACACACUGACACAUGCAGACUCAUCCUCACACAAGUCAUGAGUGCACCUUUCAGCACAUGGACAGUAGAUGUUCUCUCAGGAAAAAAACAUUACCAGAGUAUCCCUGGGGGAAAGCCGAAACUAACCCACAAAAAUUGUGAUUUGAAAAAUGAGGCCAAGAUAAAUCAUUUAAAAACUUUUUUCUGCCAUUAAUGUGACCUAUAACCGUUACAACUCAAUUGAAAAAAAUUAGAAAGGGCAAGUAAGAACAAAAAUGGUCAGGGAGACUGCCACGUGGCGAACAGCAGUAUUGUAGGUGCUGCAGGGAUUUCUAACGAGUAAUUGCUGUUUAUUACACGUGACAAGUAUCUCCUGUCUUUUUUCACUUGUCUAGGCUACGGGCUAGGCGUGGCAAGAUCUUUGGCCAUAUCUUACAAAGAAAAGAAAAAAAACACUUGAAAUCUCCCAAACACAUGGAGGGAAAUGUGUUAUUCUCCAAUGAAACCAAGGUGAAACCUUUAUACCAUAAUUCCAGAAGAUAUUUUUGACACUGCUCAACACCCACUCAACAUGAAUGUGAUAGGUUAAUUCUGAACACAGCCACAUGUCCGGUUGUCAGAAGGUGUGUGCAACCACAGUAUCUCAGUUGUUUAUUUUUUGUUCGCCUUUCUAAAAGAUUUCACUUUUUUUAGUUGUACAGAUUGUAGGUCACAUACAAGGUGGGAAAGGUUUUGGAAUGUUUUCUAAAACCUGAAAUUUGAAAAGAGGUGUGAAGACUUUUUAUAUCCACUGUAAGAGGUACACAACUACACCACAAAACUCUGACUGCUCUUUGUCUGUCUCUGUGAUGGCCCAUGUGUAAAUGUCUCUGCCUCCCCUAGCCCAGUGCAUCCCCCCUACUCGCCCCACCUCCCCCAAACACCCCCACUGGGUCCUCCUUCGGGAGGGGUCCCUGGCUGGAGACUGCGGAUACAAAUGUAAAUGAAGUAGAGUAACCCUACCCACAACAUCUGCAUUGUGCAAUGGAGAGUCGUACUGUGGUUUUGCAAGCAGCUUUUCUCGGAGCUGCCCUGUUGUUUCUUUCUGUUGUUCGUCCUCCAGUUUUUUAUUUCCUCGUCUCUCGUCAUCUGUGACACUCGCUGUGAACCCUUUUAAAUCUCCCGCUGCUCCAUGUGGGCCUGUUCUGUUCUCAACACGUAUGCAAGAUCCCUUAAAAAGAGUGUGCACACUUCAGUGUGAAUAUUCUAUGAAAUUGGCCUGAACAAUUUUAAAAUCCAUUUUUUUUAUAUAUACUGCUUAUCCUGUUGAGGAUGGCAGGGGGCAGGAGCCUCUCACAGCUAACUUCGGGUAAAAGGAAGACUAUGCCCUUGACUGUUUGCCAGUCAAUCACAGGCCUAAUUAAGCCAUAUUAGACAAUACUAAAGUAUUUCUGAUUAUUGAAUAUUGUGGAAGAGAUGUUACAUUAUAAAACUGUAAAUGACUCCUCCAGUAAGCUUUUGAGUUUCGUAAUUCUACUUUAAAGGCGAAGUUUGCAGUGUUAAAACUGCUAGCAAGAUUUAAAUGUACACUGCCCUCACUUCACUAAUCACUCACCCCCUCGAGUCUCUGACCAAAGCCUCGCACGACACUAAUGUGCACGAGCGCGACUCUCAAACAUGGCCAUUCAUAAUGGCAGGCGAUUAUGAAACUGCAUAGUUGUAAUACAAACUCUUUCAAAAAAAAAAAAGUUUAUUUAUUUCCAUAAUUCCAUUUUAAAAAAUCAACUUUCAUUGAUUAUAGAUUCAGGGCACGCAAUUUAAACAAUUUCAAGUAUUUAUUUGUUCAUUUUUACAUCAUUUGGUCUUCAAGCUCAUAAAACCCACAAAAUCAGGAAUUCAAAACAUUUACGGAAAAUAAAUCACCAUUUACUUCUCAGUUUUUGUAGAAAAAAAAGAAAGAAAUUAGGGUCACAUUAAAUCAAUCAAAAUAUGGCACUUUCGAAACGUUUCAUAAUAUAUGAAAGUUUAACUUUUAUGGCACGUUUAACUUAAUAUGGCACUUUCGAAACGGUUCAUAAUAUAUGAAAGUUUAACUUUUUGAAUGGAAUUAUGGAAAUAAAUAAUAUUUUCCAUGAUAUUCAAAUUUUUUGGAAAGGGUCUGUAACUAGUCGCAGACAACGCAUAUCCAGCAUCAACAAAAUAGCAGCGGUUGCAAUACUUGGCUAGCAUCAGCACUGUUAACAAGCCCACGUUGGCUGCUACGUUGGUAGCAUGACUUUUUUGUAAUGCAGUCUUAGUAGAACACUAAAUGUUGCUUGGAGGCUUUUUGGGGGGGAAUGUACAAUCAAUUAAAAAAUCUAACAGAGAUAAUCACCUUAUCUGUCGAGCAGAAAUGUUGCGUCGCUUCUGAAUACUCUGAGCUGCCUGAGUUCCCUUCCCUCUGCUUCUGUUUGCUGCUUGUAUGCCCAGUUAUAAGCAAACGGGCAAUUGACAUGUUUCUGUUUUCCGGAGGUGGAUAUGUUCUGCCAUGGUUUCAGCGAGCUCCUGAAGCACGAGGUAACAAGUCAGCGUGAGUGCACAACAUUUGAUUGACACCUCGUCAGUCACACCUUCUGUCUCUGAUUGGCUGUUUUUCCUCAGGCACAGUGGUUUCUUGCAAAUCAAAUUUGAGGCACAAAAUGGGGCCAGAAUUGGCAGGGUUCUUUUCACACCUCAUUUUACUCGUGUACUACUGUUAGGUCAUACUGACACUUUUAAUUAAUAUGAUCAAAAGUUUUUUUUCAUAAUUAUUAUUAUGAUUGCAAACUCCCCUUUUAACAUGGGAUUAAAUCAAUUACAAAUGCACCCCUCGAAUUUGUGGCUUUCACCCAAGUGUUCUCUUUAUAACUUAUGCCCUCCUCCAAGUGCAUAAUUUGAUUCUUUAAUCUAGUUAUUAUUCAACACUUACCUGGACUGAAAAUAGAUAUUGCAAAUCAUAGUUAGACACUUUAGCUUUAGCAAAGAAAUUUAUUUCAUUUUAUUGCACUUUCUGUUCUCCACAAUACACAAUAAUAUAAACAUAUCUAUCUCUUGGCUAUUUACAAGUUGUCAUACACUGUCAAUUAUGCUCAAAAUUAUUAUGCUCAAAUUAAUAACAAAGUCCUGAGAAUAACACCAAUGAAUGAGAAAAGAUUAACUUUUUGGAACCAUUUUCCAUCCCACGAUGUUAAGAACAGAACUCCCCCAUCAUGGUUGUUUCCUCUCCCUCAGUGAAGCCACUUGUGUUUCCAUUCAUCUGUAUUCCCCAGUGGAAAUUAGGUUUAGAAGACAUCAGGAAUGUCCGUAGUGAUCUGCGAUGGUGUUAUUGUGUGCACACAAUAGUUACAGUAGUUAAGGGUGCAUUUUAUUGUUAUCUUCCUGCUCUGUCCUCUCCUCUUUGCCAUCCUCCUCCCUCUGGACAUUUUGGCACCCUCCUUGUUGGCACCCUUCUUCUCCAGUUCACAGUAUUAAGAUGGAAUGUGGUUGUGUGGUAGUAGACACGUGUUCUGUGUGGUUGUUGAGUCAAGUGUCGUCGUGUUAGGAACGGUGGCUCUUUGGGAUGCCAUCAAAGGUGUUGUUAGAUGGGUGAAGUUUUUAUUUUUUUGAAAUGGAAGGGGUGACCCAGGUUCCCUAAAACAAAACACACACAAAAACAACAACAAAUAAUUCCUGCCCUCUCCUACAAAAAUAUCACUUGGGGUUUCCUGCUCUGCACUGAGAUAUUUCUCUGGCUGUGAAACCCACAGCGUAUGUAUAUGUUUCAUUGGACAUUGACAUUUUAGUCAAGGUUGCAAAGCACUUGUACCCACUCUUCAGCUUCAUUUGGCUGCACCUGCUUGCAAAGCCUUUUAAUCGGCACUUUCCAAGCAUUCCCUCCGUAACUAUCGAGUAGCUUUCAAGACAAAGUCAUCACCUCAGUCUAUCGCUCGAUUCAUCUCCUUUGUUGUGAUUUUCCAGAAAGUAGGCUGAGCAAUACCCCCACCCCCAUUUCCCUCCUCCUGCUUGCCCUUGCCUGAGGUUAGUUUAUCGUUGUCGAGACGCUCCAUUUACAGCAGCAGCAGUCUCACUGUUAGGAUAUGUGCCAAUAGGGAACGCUUCAAAAAUGCAGACCAGAAUAAGACCAAAAAAAAUGCAGACCAGACACACACGUACACACGAAAACUUGGCACUUGUAUCUGUUAAACCUGAAUUAUGUUGGUUAUCCUGCUUUUAACACUCAAUUCAUAUCAAUUACAAUAAUCUGCAUUUAAAAUACUCUGGUGCUGCAUAUAAGAGAUUACCACCACCUUUGAGACUGUGACUUUAAGGCCUCGGCCUUCUGUCGUUCCAACUUCUACCGCCUCUAAAUGAAUGCAUUUCCCACUCCAGCUCCCACAGCUGCUAUUUUGAUUGGAUUAGACUUGAGUUGCAUUACCAUGGCUGAAGGGAGCAUUAAUAGGAUGACGGGGAAGCCAGUUUGGCUGAUUUGGUGAUUACUUAACCUAUUAGUCACAUUUCCAAAACAGACCUCUCAGAGCUGGGUGCUGGAGAAAUAGUGGUGGACAUUAUGUACACAGAAAUACGACCCAUAGUGUAAAUAGACAGCUGAUGCAAAUGAAUGUAAUUGUUAACAGAUAUUCAAAUUUGUGAGGCUAAGCUCUGAUGACUGAACCUUGUCCACACCAUUUCCAAUUCCCAUUCUACUGUGGCAGUACAGUACUGUGCUAACCCCAAGUGGUCAUUGAGAGUAACAGCAAGAGUAUGGGAUGCUGCUACGGUACUGGGAGAUAACAGCUUUUGGUUUCUAGGUAACAAAUAAUUAUAAGGAGACAAAAAUGUAUUGUUGUAAUCAUCAUCCUGUCAUCCCGCAAAUGUUUUUCAUAUAAGCCUCCGCCAACUCAAAAUCAACUGUUCUUUUUCCCCAUAGUCCUCACUUCCUACAAUACAAUUUCUAACAGCUGUGAAGAGAAAAACAACUUGUUUUCAAAUCUAUGCAUUGUUUUUUUCUAUAGUCAUCAGUCUCUUGCCAAACAGUUAUCUGCAUCUGGUGGGGACCCAUGGGUGUCAAUGUUGCUGGCCAUAGGACUGACUAUGCACAGUGGAUAUAAAACGUCUACACAGCACUGUUCAAAUGCUAGGUUUCUGUGAUAUAAAAAAAUUAGACUAGGAUGAAUAAUUUCAAAACUCUUUCCACUAUUUGUGACCAAUAAACUGUGCGACUCAAUUAAAAAAUGUAUUUUCAAAAGGGGAAAUAAGUUUUUUAAGAAGUCUUUUUUUGUUUUCUGAUUGUGGGUGGAGGGGACCAAGCCCACCCUUCUUUAGUGUGCAGGCACAGCAACUCCAGACACCAGUUGACUAACAUGCAUGAGAUUUGUUUCUUCACUAUUUAAUUUUCAAAGAUACGCUAUAGGAUUGAAUUGCUUGUACUUGGACCACUAAUGAUGACACCGCUUGUAUUAAGAUAUCAAUUCCUCGGUUCUUACAUGUAUUACGACACUAUAUAAGUACAACAUCAGUAGCACUGCCAUGCUGAUUUCCCCCCACAGUGUCCUACCCUGUCCUUUUCUGUCCUCUCUCGUCCUGUCUUAUUGGUAAGUAGUUGCAUCCCUUCCUCACAGGGUGUCCCCUCUGUUCACAAAUACGCACAUGACUCCUUUGUAACGUUACUUGUAGUCAUGUAUCUAGAUUGUUCAGUUGUGGUUUGUUUCCCUAUACCCCUUGUCUGUUCUGUCCUUUUGUCUGUCCCGUCAAACCCUUUUCUGUCCGACUGCAUUUUCAAUAUACAUCGCAAUAUGAAAAACACACACACACAAAUACAUAGGACAUAUUUCAAACUCCCCUGUUACACAGCCAAACUGUUCCAGCAUAAAAGGCAUACAAAUCCACCAUUCUGAAUGAUCAUGCAGCUGAUCAGGACAGGUUAAAAAAAAAUUAUAUAUAUAUAUAUAUAUAUAUAUAUAUAUAUAUAUAUAUAUAUAUAUAGGUAGGUAGAUAAAAGUUUUACUGGUUAUAGGUCACAUGGUGGGAAAAAAAUCAGAAAUUAUUUAUCUUGGUCUCAUUUUUUUUUUAUAUCACUAAAACCUGUCAUUUGAACAUGGGUGUGUAGACUUUUUAUAUGCACUGAGGUCAGACUAUUCAAAUAUUACUAUUUGCGUGGGAUGGCAGUAGGCUUACUAUCUUAACAAUGUUCUCAGAGGUGUACAACUGUAGAUAAGUAAUUGGUAUUCCAAGCAGGAUGGUGGGACUGAUCAAUGCUGUGUGAAGACCAGAUUAUCAAUGGUAUACUUUCAUUGAUUUAACUUGAACCUUGUCACUGGAACAAUUUCUCUGAAGGAGUGGGAGUUGUAAAGAGACCUGACACUCAUUCGUAGGUUCAGACAUUACCUAUGAAAAUGAAUUAAUCACAAGCUGGAGUUUCUUAGUAUUCCCUGUUGAAGGACAUUAUAUACUGAUGGCAUUCUGCAUUUGUUGGAAUGCUAAAAUUUUAAAAAAAUUAAAUUACAGUUAUAUCACAUUUUGUCCGGGUUCUCCUCAUGUCAUUUAAUUCUGCAGAAUGGUCUCUCCUUUUUUUUUUUUUUUUUUUUUUUGGCAGAUAACUCACCUUUGCACCUCUUUCAUACGGUUCUUACUUCCCGGAAAUACCUUCAUGCAGAUCUGAUGUAAAGACAAACAUGCUGGCUCAAAAUGGCAAAUUAUUAAAGCAUACAAAGGAGACUGUUAUUAACCAUAUAUGUGGAUUCUCUGAGCAGCCAGCUGUAUAAUAAAAAAAAAAUCUUUGUAUGAUUUUGAUGACCUAUGUAAAUCCUUGGGUGUGAAGAUUGUACAGAGUAGAUUUGUUAGCCAUAAUGGUGUCAUCAAAUCUGUAGACUUUGUUGCCAUGUCUGACAGGAAAAUGACUUGACUGUAAAUAGUGUAGGUAUAGUGAAAUAGGGUAUACUGUAGUAUUAUAGAACUUACUGUAAUUAGUGCUUCUUUUCUCCUGGGAUCACGCAUGUUUUGCUUAGUCCCAUGCCUGGUCGGUCUCAUUGGGAAGGAAAACACAAUAAUGUAUACUUGCCAACAGAAAUAAGAAUACUUUUUUUUAAAUUGCAUCAUGUUUUAUAUACUGUCUGUCUUGUAAAGUACAGGUAUGUUAUU